This is a messenger RNA of Anoplopoma fimbria (sablefish), 1219 nucleotides long. RefSeq names its product cyclin-dependent kinase inhibitor 2D (p19, inhibits CDK4) (gene cdkn2d). Gene Ontology annotation, molecular function: cyclin-dependent protein serine/threonine kinase inhibitor activity; protein kinase binding. NCBI's taxonomy places the organism in Eukaryota, Metazoa, Chordata, Actinopteri, Perciformes, Anoplopomatidae. Gene Ontology annotation, biological process: negative regulation of cell population proliferation; regulation of cyclin-dependent protein serine/threonine kinase activity. Bases 243 to 740 code for a protein of 165 amino acids. The transcript has 3 exons. Gene Ontology annotation, cellular component: nucleus. The record is from RefSeq and is a predicted model, not a curated record.
UUAUACCAUAUAUGGAAGAGCAACACCCUCUAGGCGAGCUCUGAUUGGUCGGCGUGCGUUCUCUCCAAUGUUUGUAAAUUGUAGUCUGGAGACGCCGCUGCGUGGAUCUCAGCGCGCAAAUGUAUUUUCUAAUGUUGAUAAACUUUGCUAGUUUGGGUUUCAUUUAAAAAGUACUGGUCCAGAGAAGCAGCGGGAUUGAAGAUAUAAAGACAUACAGGAACAGAAGCAGGUAGAGAGAGUCUAUGAUGGUCCUGAGCCAGAUGGAUGCCGGGAAAGCUUUGACAGCGGCUGCAGCCAAAGGGAGCACGAGCGAGGUCCAGAGGAUCCUGGAGGAGUGCAGAGUGCACCCGGACACCCUCAAUGAGUUUGGCAGGACUGCACUGCAGGUGAUGAUGAUGGGAAACUCUAAGAUCGCCAGUUUGCUAUUGGAAAAAGGAGCAGACCCCAACGUCCAGGACAAACAUGGGAUAGCACCUGUCCACGACGCGGCCCGAACUGGAUUCCCGGACACUCUGCAGGUUCUGGUGGAGUACGGUGCUUCGGUAAACCUCCCGGACCAGAGCGGCGCCCUGCCUAUCCACAUUGCCAUCCGGGAAGGCCACCGGGAUGUUGUGGAGUUCUUGGCACCGCGGUCUGACCUGAAGCACGCCAACAUCAGCGGUCAGACAGCGAUAGACGUGGCCCGGGCCUCAUGUGUGCCUGAUAUGAUGGACUUGCUUUUCGCUCACAUUCAUAGUUAGUCAAAAGUCUUGGGGCCUUCUGGGUAACCCUAAUCUAACUUGUUUUUUGCUUCAAACCUGGUGACUUGAAUUCAUUGCUGUGUAAAGGAUUAUUUUUUUUGUUAAUAGUGGCUCAGCAUUAAUAUGUGACACAGGACAUAUUGUCCUGGCAGCUUAUUUUCAGUGGAUGGGUGGCUAUAUACAGUAGACACCUCUUUUGCACAGUGCAAUUUAGGCACCUUAUAUAUCCGUUUUUUCCCUUUUUAAUUGGGAGUGCACAUUUGUAGAUAGUUUCCCCAGUGUUUUGUAAUUAUUGCAUUAUUUCCAUUGUGAAACAGUUGAAUCCUUAUAUGUGUUUUUAAACACUUUUACAAAACUUGACGUGGUGCACCCUGAUUGCUUUUCAUAGUUUUGUCUCUCUUAAUUAGAUGUACUUAGACUUUGAAUUUAUUCUUAUUUAUUGUUGGAAUAGGACUGAAUAUUCCUGUGACUUUGUAUAU